Hydractinia symbiolongicarpus is the source of this 3254-nucleotide messenger RNA. Its product is annotated as lariat debranching enzyme-like. The transcript has a single exon. Gene Ontology annotation, biological process: mRNA splicing, via spliceosome. The coding region runs from base 289 to 1458 and encodes 389 amino acids. NCBI's taxonomy places the organism in Eukaryota, Metazoa, Cnidaria, Hydrozoa, Anthoathecata, Hydractiniidae. Gene Ontology annotation, cellular component: nucleus. Gene Ontology annotation, molecular function: RNA lariat debranching enzyme activity. The record is from RefSeq and is a predicted model, not a curated record.
AAUAUAUAAUAAAGAUGUAAAAAACAGUUUUGAUAACUUGCAAACGUAUCCAAAUGGAGGAAACAUUUAUUUUAAUGUAAUGAACUUGUUUUCAUGAGCUCAUAUUUAUGGAUAUUUCUGAAAAUGCCCUUUUUAUUGCCCCGUUUAUUUAUUUUUUUCUAUUCUUCGAAAGUCUUGUGAAUUUAGUAAUUUCUUUUUUUUAUGAGUUAGCAUCAUACUCUAAUUUAUGUCAAUUUUUGUCAAUGGUAUUUACCCAUAAAGCAAAACAUUAACUUUCAGUAUAAAUGUAUGCAUGGAUUAUUUUUUAGAUACAAAAAUAAAGAGAUGAAAUUUGCUGUCCAAGGUUGUACGCACGGUGAUCUUGAUUUGAUAUAUAGUUUGAUUGAUCAUGUUGAAAAAAAAGAAAGUAUUAAAAUUGACUUUUUGAUAUGUUGUGGCGAUUUUCAAGCAACUCGUAAUCAUGACGAUUUGAUGAGUAUGGCUGUUCCAAAGAAGUAUCGUCAGAUGAAAGACUUUCACGAUUACUAUGCUGGUCGUAAAAAAGCUCCGUUGCUGACGAUAUUCAUUGGUGGAAAUCAUGAAGCUGCCAAUCAUCUAUGGGAACUUCCUUAUGGGGGUUGGGUAGCUGAAAAUAUUUACUACUUAGGAUAUGCUGGAGUGAUCAAUGUUGGUGGUAUUCGUAUAGCUGGUAUGUCAGGAAUAUUUAACACAAAUGACUUCCACAAAGGCUACUUUGAAAAACCGCCAUUUAAUGAAAGUACAAAGAGGUCAUUUUAUCAUAUAAAACAAAUUACUACUGCAAAACUUAAACACUUGGAAGGUAGUCCCAUUGAUAUAUUUUUAAGUCAUGAUUGGCCUUCUAAUAUACAAAAGUAUGGUGAUAUUGAGCAAAUUUACGAGCAAAAACCAUGGCUACGAGAGGAACCGAUUCAGAAGUAUUUAAUUGACAAUGAUCCAGCAGAAGAGUUACUUCGUUUGUUAAAACCAACAUACUGGUUUGCUGCCCACCAUCAUGUCAAAUUUGCAGCAUUGGUGCAGCAUGAUUCAAAAGAGAGCACAAAGUUUUUAGCACUUGGAAAAUGUUUACCAUCUAAUGAUUUUAUGCAAAUACUAAACUUUGAUUCGCCAAGUUCAGAGGUAGUUUUAAAGUAUGAUCUACAAUGGUUGUCAGUCUUAAAAGCAACUGAUCAUUACAUGAAGAAGUCAGGGAAGGUUGACACGUUUGAAAAUUUCGAGAAGGAACAAAAUUUUUACAUGAUGACUGAAGCAAGCAAUUUUUGCAGUAAAUUUAGAGAAAAUUUAGCUGUUAUUAAACUAGACAGCAAAUCAAAUUUGAAGUCUCGUCAACAAACAGUAAAAUUUUGUGAGAAAUUUGGGCUAUGUGAUCCAUGUGUAGAUUAUGAGAGUUGUGAUUAUUCAAAUGAAAUCAGUGACGAUAGUAUUGAGUUCACAAACUAAAAAUAUAAAUUGAUUUAAAUGAAUUACUAAAUUACAUUGAUUUAACACAGAACUUUAUUUUUUUAAGUAAGCAUCGAAAUUAAGGAAUAGGGUUUUCUAAAAUCUAUUGCACGUAUAAUACAAAGAUUUAAAAACCACUUUGCAAUUAUUAUUUGUAAACCAUGUUACGAACGUAUGAUGUCUUAAGAUUUACUAUAGUAUAAUAGUUAUUUAUAUUUUUUUUAUGUUUUUUAUAUCUAAAUAAAUUAAUAGUAGUUAGUGGGUUUUUUGUAACUUUAUGUAUUUUUUGUUUAUUAUGUUAUUUCGUUGAUACUAAGACCAAAAGCUUAGUGAAUCAAUAUAUCUUAAAAUUUUAUUCUUACUUUCUUCAAUCGAUAUAGCAAAAAUAUUUUGAUUUUAACAUAAAUUGUUAAAAUCUGGUAUCGCUUUUAUAGGUAAUGCUGUCUAUAAAAGGAUUCCUGCAUUGAAAAUGAUAUUUUUGUAUGUUAAAGAGUAUACAUUAAUUGGAAUUUUUUCCAAAUUUAUUUUUGGUUUUUAAGAUAUUUAGCUUUAAAGAUUUCAAUCUGACCUUAUGACAUCAAUAUUGAUGGCGUAAUAAGGUAGUACCAUAAAUUGAUAAUUUAAAUACUUGCAAAAUUUCAAAAUAUCAAAACUUUCAUAGAAGUGUAGACUUAUGCUCCUGAUGCUCUUUAUGAUUAUCUUGACACAUGUAAAAUUUUGUAGCUUAAAUAAUCUCAUCUUUAAUUAAAGAUAGAAAUGUAACGUCAGCAUCUUUUAGAAAAGUUCAGAUUUGAAAUAUUUAAAUCUUGAAGUUAUUCAUCAUCAUCAUCAUCAUUCUCGGCUUAACGUCCAUUUUCCAUGCUAGCAUGGGUUGGACUGGGUAUAUUAAUGACCCUCUUCCAAUCUGAUCUAGACUGUGUUCGAUCUAAAUUCCACUUUCUCUGUAUCAAGUCUGUCCUUAUAACCUCCUGCCAAGUCUUUCUCGGUCUGCCUCUGGACUUUGCCCCAGGAACUAUGAAGUAUCUACACUUUCUUACCCAAUUAUCCUCCUCCAUUCUUUCCAAGUGCCCCAGCCAACUCAAUCUUCUUAUCUGGAUAAGAUCUUUAAUUCUUCGGAAUCUUAGCCUGCUUCUUAGCUUAUCUGAACUCAUUCUGUCUCUCAGACUGGUGUUACACAUCCAACUAACCAUUCUUAUAUCAUUCCUUUCUAAACGGUCAAGAUAUUCCUGCUGCACUGCCCAUGUUUCACUACCGUACAACAACACUUCUUACACAGGCCUCAUACAACCUACCUUUUACCUUGAUUGACAAGACUCUGCUAGUGAACAAGGGAAGUAACUCUCUGAAAUGUUUCCAAGCAGAAACUAUCCUGCAAGUAACACUUCUUUCAACACCCCCUUCACUGCCCAACAUAUCACCUAAGUAACAGAAGUUCUCAAUUAUCUCUAACGAGCCACUGUUGUACAUUCAAAAUUUAAAUAUUUCAAAUCUGAGAACAACGAAGAAAGAUUUUUAAAAAAUUCCAAAGGACUUGAUAAACAACUUUUUAUCCUCCGCAACAUAUAAAAGUAUUAUAUUUUUGCUUGCCAAUACAUGGACUGGUUUACUAAGGACUGCCCCUUUUUAAAAUUUAUCCUCAUAAAUUUUAAAUGUUUUUCCUUUUCGUGUUUCUAAAUCCAACUUAUAUUGUAUUUUAUGUUUCAAUUCAUAUGAAAUAAAUACACAGACAUUUUGUAGGGAACGUAGAGAACAGUCAUACAACUUUUUCCACAUUUGUAAAAGCUAUUUGUUACCAA